This is a messenger RNA of Diutina rugosa, 1083 nucleotides long. RefSeq lists its product as uncharacterized. Gene Ontology annotation, molecular function: glyoxylate reductase (NADPH) activity; NAD binding; hydroxypyruvate reductase [NAD(P)H] activity. The transcript has a single exon. Gene Ontology annotation, cellular component: cytosol. Lineage: Eukaryota; Fungi; Ascomycota; Pichiomycetes; Serinales; Debaryomycetaceae. The record is from RefSeq and is a predicted model, not a curated record. Bases 1 to 1083 code for a protein of 360 amino acids.
AUGAAGGUCCUCUUCAUUGGUGAUCUUAACCAGGAUCUCCUUGAGUAUCAGCAAUUCUCCCAGCGCCACCAAUGCAUCCAUUAUGAGAUCACCACCAAGGAAAAACUUCUCCAUGAUUUCGCUCACGAUUUGAAAGACAUUGACGCGAUAUACGGGGCGUGGCUUGGGUUUGUACCUGUGGGGGGUUUCCGGGGUGAAUUGAUCGAGGCUGCUCCCAAACUGCUUAAGGUGAUUCUGAUAUGUCUGGUGGGCUACGAUGGUUACGACGGUAAAGCGUUAGCGGAGAAGGGGGUGGUGUUGACCAAUGUCCCCAGUAUCGGCGCCGCGGAGCCGGUGGCGGAUCUUGUGACCUACAAUACCAUAAAUGCCUUCCGACAAUUUUCGACAUUUUCCAACCACCUCGGCGCCAACACUAACCACACAGUUUUUUUGCGGAAAUGGUUGGAUCAGCUGAAUCAGUUCGAUAGUGUUCGGGGCCAGCCGAGAGUGAAUGAUGUCAAUAAAUACGCCUUUGGCGAGAUGGUGAAUAAUCGCCCCGUGCUCAGUCCGCGAGGCCACGACGUCGUGAUUGUCGGGUUUGGCAAUAUCGGCCGGACCAUUGGUUCUCGUCUUGCUCAUUUGGGCAUGAACAUACACUACGUGAAACGCACUCCGCUUACGGCAGACGAGCACCAGCAAUUAGGUUAUAAUGCUGUCUACCACCUGCUGUUGCUGCUGGCAUCGUUUGCUGACCUAGUAGUGAUUGCGGCGCCAUUGACCCCGGAGACAAAACACUUAAUUAACCGCGAUCUGAUCGCGAUGAUGGACAAACCGUUCCGCCUCAUCAACAUCGGGCGCGGGCCUAUUGUUGACGAGGACGCGUUGGUUGAGGGAUUAAAGCAAGGCAAGGUACUUUACGCUGGUCUCGACGUGUUUGAGCACGAGCCCACGGUGACCCCCGAGUUGUUUGGCCGCAGCGACGUGGUGCUUACCCCUCACGUCGGUGCCCUGACCACGGACAAUUUUAAUUUUACCGCCAAGCGAGCCCUAGCCAAUCUCGAGUUGGUGCUUUCCGGCGAGUCAGCACUCGACCGGGUGAAUUAA